This is a messenger RNA of Amoebophrya sp. A120, 280 nucleotides long. The record is from the annotation of a GenBank genome assembly. Lineage: Eukaryota; Dinophyceae; Syndiniales; Amoebophryaceae.
CCGAAAACGACUGGGCUCCGGACAUCGAGCUGCAGCUCAACCCCAUCCCGAUCCAGCUACUCGGGCAAAUUGCCAAUCAGGUCAGCGUACAGGCACAGAUGAAGGCACAGAAGCAAAUGGAACGGGAGAAAGCCGCUGCCGCUGCCGCGCAAAAUGAAGACCAAGGUCAAGCUCCUGGAAAGGACGGCGCAGAACAGGCCCAGACUGAAGGUUACCCGGCGACAGAUGGAGCGCAGGCCGUGCAGCCGGAGCCGAAGCAAGGGGAAGGGCGAGAUGUGGA